Molecule: messenger RNA, 2291 nt
Organism: Alosa sapidissima (American shad)
Lineage: Eukaryota; Metazoa; Chordata; Actinopteri; Clupeiformes; Clupeidae
Gene: st6galnac5a
Product: ST6 (alpha-N-acetyl-neuraminyl-2,3-beta-galactosyl-1,3)-N-acetylgalactosaminide alpha-2,6-sialyltransferase 5a
Exons: 5
Coding region: 172-1188 (338 amino acids)
Biological process (GO): oligosaccharide metabolic process; ganglioside biosynthetic process
Molecular function (GO): alpha-N-acetylgalactosaminide alpha-2,6-sialyltransferase activity
Source: RefSeq, a predicted model, not a curated record
GCUGUGUUCGUACAAACGCUAAUCUGACAUAGGAGUAGAGCGCGUUGCCUUAGCUCUCCAGCUGAUGUUAUGUGAUGUGAUGGAGAUUUUAAGUAAGCAUAAUCUCACAUAGUACUGUGCGGAAAAGUGGAUUUACAUGCGCAAAUCAGUGGAAUAACAGCGCGCCGAAAAAUGAAGACAGCUAUGCGUCAUGGGGUAGCAGUGUUUUUAGCAAUAACCAUGUGCACCAGUUUGUUCUUCGUGUACAACGCCAGCUUCAGCAGCAGCAGCAACACUUCAAGGGGCUCGAACGAUGCGUCGAGUCGUAAGAGUGAGCUGUCCCCCAGUACACCUACACCUGUCAAGGCGCACAAAUCUCCCCCCUCAGUCUUGCAAGGAUACAACAGCAUCAUUGACCACAAGCCGCUCAAGAUGCACUGCAACAGCUGCGCGCUGGUCACCAGCUCCGGCCACCUGACGGGCGGCGCGCGCGGCACGGACAUCGACGCGGCCGAGUGCGUCAUCCGCAUGAACGACGCGCCGGCGGGCGGCGCCUACGGCGGGGACGUGGGCCGGCGCACCAGCUUGCGCGUGGUGGCCCACUCCAGCAUGCAGCGCGUGCUCCGCGGACGCCACCAGCUGCUCAACGCCAGCCAGGACGCCGUGUUCAUCUUCUGGGGGCCCAGCAGCUACAUGCGGCGCGACGGCAAGGGCCUCGUCUACAACAACCUGCGUCUCAUGAACCAGGUGCUGCCCAAGCUCAAGGUCUACAUCAUCUCCUGGCAGAAGAUGCUGCAGUUCGACGAGCUCUUCAAGAAGGAGACGGGCAAGGACAGGCGGAUUUCGAACUCGUGGCUGAGCACCGGCUGGUUCACCAUGACCAUAGCUCUGGAGCUGUGUGACAGAAUCAAUGUUUAUGGAAUGGUGCCUCCAGACUUCUGCAGAGAGGCGGAGCAUCCCUCUGUGCCCUACCACUACUACGAGCCUCGGGGUCCAGACGAGUGUGCCAUGUACAUCUCCCACGAGCGCGGUCGCCGCGGCAGCCACCACCGCUUCAUCACCGAGAAGCGCGUCUUCGCCAAGUGGGCCCAGACGUUCGACAUCCACUUCUAUCAGCCCGACUGGAGCCCACCACCCCUGUCCCAAAACCAGACAGCCCUGGACACGCCGGCCACUCCCACCAUCGUAUCAGGAGUUCAGGAGACGUGACCUGAUGGGCGUCUCUUGGCCCCUUUUCUGACAGGCUCUGGGUGGGGCGGGUGGGGGGGGGUCAAGCCUCAUGGACAGCACUGCAGACAGACACAGGGGGAACUGGUCAUCUGGUGUCUGUCUGCAGCAAUCCCAUUGGCUAUCGCUUUGUCUCAGUUUGAAUGCCUAAAACUGGACGAAUGUUGUCCAGGCUGGUUUGGAGAUACCAGCUUCCCAUCUUCGCUUGGGACAUGCUCACUGUGGCCCGUACUGUGACCUCUGCACUGAGUUUUGUACUUGACUUUGUGUCAUCCUAUCGUUUGAGGACAGGUGGGCUUCAUUGUGCAACCUGUGUGCUUGCGCUUUGGCCACAAAAGGUGAUGAGGAAUAGAACAGGUUACCCCUACUGAAGCACAAAAGUAGAGGCAGAAGCACUGAAUGGUCCAGCCUUCGGGUUCACGCCUCUGUAUGUUUUCUUUUGUCAGUAAAGCUUUUGCACCUCACAGCACGGGGGGGGGGGGGGGGGGGGGGGUGGGGUUCUCGAGUUGCUCUACAGUCACCUCUGUCAACAUGAGUUAGGGGAGAGAGUGCAUAAACACAGGGGAUAAAUGCCAAUAUUCCCAAAAUGUUUACUCUGGGUUGUCUAGUAAUCCCUGAAACGACAUGACAUUAACUCCAAAGUUCGGGAAAUGUUGCACUCAAAUGUCUUCGUGUUCAGCAUUAUGUGAGAAUAUCCGUAUGGGAUUAAUGUAGAGCAAAGAAAAGCCUUAAUAUUCUGUGUUUCUCAUAAAGAAGGAUGUAUCUUCCAGUCAGCAUCAUCCCCAAACAUGUGAGUCAUUACAUUUGAGGAUGAUAUGGAGACCUGUUCCAUAAAGAUACUGCUCAAUUAUCUUGACCACAAUGGGAUAUUCAUAAGAACCAAGAACAUUAACUUUCUGUUUUCAGUAUUGCUUGCAUUUCUGUUUUUCUGUUCAUUGUAGUACUGUGAAUAUUAAUAGAUAAAAGUGGCAGUGAACGGACACUAAGCCUGUGUCCUCACCACAGGCCACAGACCAAAGUGCAAACACUCCAACUAAAGAGAUUUAACUUAUUUAACACAUUCCCAAAUGCAGCUGAAAGGUGUU